AUGGCACUGGCGUCGGACUUGGCACCGUGCGAUGACUUGGUUUGCCGAUUUGGGAAGUUGGGAACUGGGUAUGGGACUGGCCGACUAGAAGUGGGGAGUGGGAACUCGGGACGUCGGCCUGUUGCGUACGGUUCAAAUGCGAGGUUACAUAGAGGUUUAUAUGGGCUCAAACAAGCUCCACGGGCCUGGUUUCAUCGGUUUAGUGCUUUUUUGUUUGCUACUGGGUUUUCUUGCAGUCGGAUUGACUCAUCUUUGUUUGUGCUUUCCAAAGGUGCUGACCUAAUCUAUCUACUAUUAUAUGUUGAUGAUAUUGUCGUAACCAGCAACAAUUCAGUUCUUCUUAAUGCUUUUAUUAGCAAAUUAUCCAAGGAGUUUGCCACCAAGGAUAUGGGCUCAUUAAUUUAUUUUUUGGGCCUCGAAGAACAUCGGACUUCCUCUGGCCUGUUUAUUAGUCAAGCUAAAUAUGCUCAUGAAAUUUUGCAGCGUGCCAAACUCGUUGAUAGUAAGCCCAUGAGCACUCCCAUGGUCGUUGCACAUCACUUGUCUACUGAUGGUCCUGACUUUGAUGAUCCCUCACUCUACCAGUCCCUUGUUGGUUCUCUUCAAUAUCUCACUAUCACUCGGUUGGACCUUGCUCAUGCUGUCUCUGCUGUGAGUCAAUAUAUGCAUAAACCUUCCCUUUGCCACUUUCAGGCUGUUAAACAAAUCCUACGCUACAUCAAGGGCACCUUGCGGUAUGGCCUCUCUUUCACUCCAUCUUCUUCUUGCAAUAUUCUCGCUUACUCAGAUGCUGAUUGGGCCGGCCGUCCUGAUACACAACGGUCUAUCUCUGGCUAUGCUAUUUACCUUGGUGAUAACCUUGUCUCUUGGCAUUCCAAAAACAACCGACUGUGUCUCAUUCAAGCUAUGAAUCCGAAUACCGAGCGCUUGCCAGCACUGCUGUCGAAGUCAAGUGGCUUGGUCAUCUUCUUCGUGAUCUCAAGGUGA
Messenger RNA from Carya illinoinensis, 987 nucleotides. RefSeq lists its product as uncharacterized. Bases 1 to 987 code for a protein of 328 amino acids. Lineage: Eukaryota; Viridiplantae; Streptophyta; Magnoliopsida; Fagales; Juglandaceae. The transcript is spliced from 2 exons. The record is from RefSeq and is a predicted model, not a curated record.